Messenger RNA from Chaetomium fimeti, 1399 nucleotides. RefSeq lists its product as uncharacterized. The coding region runs from base 122 to 1234 and encodes 370 amino acids. The record is from RefSeq and is a predicted model, not a curated record. The transcript is spliced from 3 exons. Lineage: Eukaryota; Fungi; Ascomycota; Sordariomycetes; Sordariales; Chaetomiaceae.
GGCUAAGCUAGGGGAAUAUUCUCAAUCCCUGUAUGUAUUCUGUCAAGCUUCUCUCAGCCAACAUCAUUAUCCCCUUGGAUUUGACCGCUAUUCCAUCAAUUUUCGACCAACCCACAGCAACAUGCCCCCUCAACGCUUUCCAAAGACCUCAAAGUUUUGGGAGGUUCACAAGCUUGAGCAAGGCCUGAUGGGCCUCGGAGAGUUGAGCACGACCCUCUCAACGAGCAGGCUGAAGAGCAUGGGUAUCGAGAGGGCUCCUCAACUCGACAUCGACAACCCAGACAUGGUGGACGCCCAUCCCGUCUUUUUUCAGCCGUUUCCCGACACCCCCGAAUUCAGGGAGUCACUUGCAGCGUCGAGACGCGAGCGUCAUGAAAACGACUACGAUUGGUCCCCCUGUACCCAUGAACUUUCGCAUAUUGGUCGGUUGGACUGCGCCGGUCAUGUCAUUAAUUGGCUUACGGGGUUGGCCUACGGAGCGGUCCACGUACACAACCUCUAUCCCACUGAUGUACCGCAGUGGAAGUCGGCUUCUCCCGGAAACGGCGUCCGUCUUCCAGAGUACUCGGCCAAAUCGGUGUACCUCCAGAAGCAUCACGAGGCGCCGCCUCAACGGCUGCCCGAAUGGUUCACAACUUCGGCAUUCUAUUUUUCCAACGACACGGCCAAGUCGGAAGGAAUGCGCCAUGUUGGGUUGGUCUUAGCAGACACCACCUCCCACAGAAGCAAGCCGGACGAGGCACUCCGUAGCGAGAUUACUGCCGGUGUCAGUUUCAUAAAGAGGCGAAUGUGGGCGUCUCGUGAUGCACACAACAUAAUUCCGGUUCUGGUGUAUUCCUUCUAUCACAACCAAACAGUUCGCAUCACCCAAGUCUGCUGGCAUGGCGGUCACAGCCCCAUUACCUUCCGCCAAUCACGCCUGGUGGACAUUUCUUCGGAGUCGCUCGACACACCGGACGCUACCAUGCUGGUCCGCUGGAUGCUUUGCAUCCCACUCCGCGAGCCCAAGGUACGCCGCAGACGGGCAGCGGCCGGAGCGGGUGGUGCAGCCCCCCAGCCCCAGCCGGCCGACGACGCUCGUUCAGAGGGGGACGCCCCAACCAAGCACCAAGACGAACCACCACACCACCCCCACAGCCACCCAUCUUGCCAGGGGGACCUACAACCCAGCGAGGCCAACAACGCCGACCCCGACGACGAGAACGCAGAACGCGACGGGCGCCGCCCACGGUAACAAGACAGACGCCCCCCUCGCUCAGCGACACCCCCACAACCGCCCCAUCCCACCACCACUGCACCCAGCGGCGCCACCACCAGCGAAACCACCGGCAACGCCCGCCCCGGGGCCGGCGCAAAGCACGCCGACGAGGCAGACCACCGCGACGGGGAACGCGUCCGG